Messenger RNA from Passer domesticus (house sparrow), 1804 nucleotides. It is a transcript of the gene IP6K2, whose product is annotated as inositol hexakisphosphate kinase 2. Gene Ontology annotation, biological process: inositol phosphate biosynthetic process; phosphatidylinositol phosphate biosynthetic process. Bases 243 to 1517 code for a protein of 424 amino acids. Gene Ontology annotation, molecular function: inositol hexakisphosphate kinase activity. NCBI's taxonomy places the organism in Eukaryota, Metazoa, Chordata, Aves, Passeriformes, Passeridae. Gene Ontology annotation, cellular component: nucleus; cytoplasm. The record is from RefSeq and is a predicted model, not a curated record. The transcript is spliced from 6 exons.
GUCUGAGGAACAAAAGCGCUGAGGCCGCCGCCGGCGCCGGCCCAGCACCAGGUAAUGGGCGCGCCCCGCUCCCCCCGCCGCCGCCCCUGCCCCUGCCCCGGGGGCGGCCGCCGCUGAGGGAACCGCUGCAGUUCCGCCCGGCGAGACUUCUGAGUCACAGUAAACACCCGCGCGGCUCGGAGGCUGCAGGCUCUGAACUGCCUUCACCACUGCCGCCGUCCUCUGUCUAAUGCGCUACAAGGAUGAGCCCAGCAUUUGGAGCAAUGGAAGUGGAGCACUAUUCCAAGGGAGUCUUACUCGAGCCUUUUGUCCACCAAGUUGGAGGACACUCCUGUGUCCUCCGGUUUAACGACAAGACCAUCUGUAAACCUCUUAUUCAGCGAGAACACCAGUUCUAUGAGACUCUCCCGACGGAAAUGCGUAAAUUCACUCCACAAUACGAGGGUGUGGUAUCAGUGAGCUUUGAAGAGGAUGAAGAUGGAAACUUAUGUCUAAUAGCAUAUCCAUUAAAUGGGGACCACGAUAACUUAGAAAACUUAGAUAACUCUGACUGUGAGCCCAAAAGUAAACUCCUGCGGUGGACUAACAAAAAGACAGUGUUGUUAGAGAAUGAGAAGAUAUCGAAGGAGUGGGUCCGGCAGCACAGGAAAGAGGAAAAAAUGAAAAGUCACAAACUGGAGGAAGAAUUUGAGUGGCUGAAGAAAUCUGAAGUCUUGUAUUACACUGUAGAGAAAAAAGGAAAUGUCAGUUCUCAGUUUAAACACCACAAUCCUUGGAGCAUGAAAUGUCACCAGCAACAGUUACAGCGGAUGAAGGAAAACGCAAAGCACCGAAAUCAAUAUAAAUUCAUUCUGCUGGAGAACCUGACGUCUCGCUACGAGGUUCCGUGCGUGCUGGACCUGAAGAUGGGCACCCGGCAGCACGGCGACGACGCGUCCGAGGAGAAGAAGGCGAACCAGAUCCGCAAGUGCCAGCAGAGCACCUCGGCCGUGAUCGGCGUGCGCGUCUGUGGCAUGCAGGUCUACCAGGCAGGCACUGGCCAGCUGAUGUUCAUGAAUAAAUACCACGGAAGAAAACUCUCAGUCCAAGGAUUCAAAGAAGCACUUUACCAGUUCUUUCAUAACGGCAAAUACCUGCGCAGGGAACUCUUUGAGUCUGUUAUUAAAAAACUGACUGAACUCAAGUCUGUGCUGGAGAAACAGGAGUCCUAUCGCUUCUAUUCAAGCUCCUUGCUGAUCAUCUAUGAUGGAAAGGAGAGGCAGGAAGUUGCCGUUGACUCGGAUCCAGAGGACCUAGAGGACCUUUCAGAGGAAUCUUCAGAUGAGUCGGCAGGAGCCUAUGCCUACAAACCAACCGCCAGUACUGUCGAUGUCCGCAUGAUAGACUUUGCCCACACAACCUGCAAGUACUACGGAGAAGAUAGUGUGGUGCAUGAGGGCCAAGACACGGGUUACGUUUUUGGACUCCAGAAUUUAAUAGAUAUUAUUAAAGAAAUAAGAGACGAAAGUAGUGAAUAAACAGUGUGAAUGCACAUCAGUAGAAAGCACUAUUGUGACUCUUUGUAUUCCAAAAUUAUUGGCCACUUUCUGGUGGUAGGAAUCUUUACAGGCUCUGCAGGGAUAGUCCUGUCAGAGUCAGACUUGUUCAGAGGGCAUUUACUUACAUUGGUGCUGGACCUAGCACUGGCAAAACUUGGUAUCCUUAUUUAUUUUAACUUUCUUAAACAUUCCAUAUUUGAUUACUCAGAUACCUCUGUUAUCCCUGUGUGUAUAUGUUCCAAUAAAAUUCUUUUUGUUCGUUGUAA